Orycteropus afer afer is the source of this 222-nucleotide messenger RNA. Lineage: Eukaryota; Metazoa; Chordata; Mammalia; Tubulidentata; Orycteropodidae. The record is from RefSeq and is a predicted model, not a curated record.
AUGAAAGUCUUCUUUCUUUUUGCUGUUCUCUUCUGCUUGGUCCAAACUAACUCAGGGGAUAUUCCACCUGGAAUUAGAAACACUGUCUGCCUUUUGCAACAUGGGACCUGCAGACUUUUUUUCUGUCGUUCUGGUGAGAAAAAAGGUGACAUCUGUUCUGAUCCUUGGAAUAGGUGCUGCACAACAGAGGAAGACUAAAAAGGAGAGACCAGAGAUGAGUGA